AUAAUUUAAAAAGAAGGUUAUUUGUUACUGUGCCUUUGGGUGAGGCAAUCGUCUUCAGAUAAAAUCGGAUCAUUGAAUAUGAAGUACCAUUUGAAGGCACUGAAAUUCUUAUCUAAUCAACAUUCAAUAUCAAUGAUAUAAUGAAUCUAAUAGAAAUUUAGAGAAAAUAAAGUAUUGUUCAUUUCAUCCAAACACAAUUAUUCAUUACAUUUAAUUAUUAUUAUUAGUAGUAGUACAACUUCAAAUCAAACAAUGAACCAAUAAAAAUACAUUUUUGAUUUAUUAGAAAAACAAAAAAUAAAAUAAAAAUCAUCCAAUUAAUGUGUAUCUACCAGUAUCUACUAUACAUAUAUAACUAUUUUCAAAGUUCAAUAUACCCAGUAACUAAUGAUACCCUAUAACUAAUACUACAUAUAUAUGUACUCGAGUUAAACAAUGAUUUGUAACUAUCAUGUUUAUUUUGGUCAUUUUCAUUCUUGUUCAUUGAAUAUGAUGAUAUCAAUAAUUAGUAUUUCAUUGGAAUCAUUAAAAUCAUGUUAAUAACACUUAUUACAUAAUUCAUUGAAAUCUAUGAUUACAUAAUCAUUUUCAAUUAUAAUCUUAUUGAAUGGAAUCAAUUUAUCAACCAGUUCAAUGAUUUAUCAAUAUUUAUUAAUGAUCAUUAUUAUUAUUCUAUUUAUAAUUACAAAUAAUUGUGGAUCAGUUCAAAAUAAUACAAAUAAUAAUAUAACUAGUGUUUACAAUACUACUAACAUGAAUACUACUGUUAUGAAUAAUAAUAAUAAUAAUUUAAGUACAGGUGGAAUAAUUGGAAUAAUCAUUGGUUUGGUUAUUAUUACUACAAUAACUAGUAUUAUUAUAUUUUGGUGUAUUCGACUACGUCAUUUAUAUUUAAGUCAACGUCAUACUAAAAUGUAUGAUCCAGAUAUGUUUCAAAAUAGUCAAAUUAAAAAUAAUGGAUCAUUACAUUAUUCUAGUACAUCACAUCAGCCAAUGAAUUCAUUACAAAAUUCAUUAGCAUCUAUUAAUCAUUUACAAAAAUAUUCAUUACCUAUAGGACAAAUGAUUAGCCCUUAUUAUAAACAACAACAAUUUUUUCAUUCCAAUUUAAAUCAUCCUAAUGAAUAUCAUAAUUCAACUAUAGAGAAUUCAUUAAAACAAUUACCUGAUCAUCAAAUGAAUUCUGAUAUGAAUUUAUAUCUUGGAGAACGAUCAAGUUAUACGAAUAAUUCAUAUUCUUCACAAUCUCCUAAUUGGACUGAUCAGCAUUACUUUAAUACAAAUCAUUUCAAUGGUUCAACAUUAUUCGAUGCUACAUCUCCCAAUUUUCAAUCCUAUAAUAAACCUACAACUGAUAUAAUGUUAACAGAGACGUCAACAACAUUACCAACAAUAAAUGAACCAACUUGUUAUCCAGUUUAUGUUCAUCCAUUACAGUCUACCCUGAAUAAAUAUAGAUCUUCAUCUAGUGAAAAUCUAUCAUCACGACAUCAUAAUUCAAGAAUGAAAUCAAUUGCAUUCAUUACUCAUUUAAGUGCAUUUGGUUUAAAGAAUAAACGACGUUUUUCACAAUUAACAACAAAGAAAUUAAGUAAACUAAAAGAAAAUACUACUAGUCCUAAUGAUAAUUAUAAUAAUAAAUCUGGUCAAUUAAAUCCUUUACCAAUUACAGAAGUUUAUGAAUCAGGAAGUUAUCAUAAUCAAAACAUGAUAUCUGAUAAUUUUAAUUUUAAUGCAAUGGAAUCAUUUGAUAAUGAUUACUUUUUAUAUAGUUUACAAACAGCUGUAUUCAAUGGUUUCGUUCCAUCGAAUCCAUUAAAUCAACAAUAUACCUAUCAUGAUUAUUACAGAAUGCCAGGUCAUCAGAUAAUACCAACUACAACUGCAAUAACACCGAUACUUCAUGAAAAGUUCAAUCAAUCAUCAUUUGGUGAAGAUUUAAGUUUAGGCAACAAUCAAUCAACAACACCAUCAACUGGAUAUUAUUCAUCGAAUAGAAAUUCUAGAGUAUUUUCACCUGAUUACAAUAAUAAUAAUAACAGUAAUCGUUUUAAAUUCCCCCCACCCGGUCCACCAGUUGCUGGUUGGGUAAACCAAUUUAUUAUCAGAACAAAUACGCUUGAAAAUUCAUUAUCUAAUGUGAAUACAAUAACAUCAUCAACGUCUCCAUUAACAAGCAUAAUAUCGUUGAAUGAAAGGCGAGCACAUCAAUUGCAACAACAACAACAACAACAACAGAAAAACACUUCUUUCUCUUCAUCAUCACAUAAUACACCAUUAAAUCAUUCACCAAUCACAGCGAUUGAUAUUAUUGGUUUAUCAAGUCCGAUUACUAUACCAAGUAGAUCCAUUUCAUCUGUACCACCAUCUCCACAACACAUUCCAUUUGAUUUUAUUCAUUCUUCUCGUUCAUUGGGUUUAACUUCAUCAAGUGUAAUUCCAAGAAGAAAUAAUUCAAUUACAAAAUAUCCUAAACAUGAAUUACCAAUAAUAGGAAAAAGAAUAAUCCCUAUUGAAACUGAUAAGUUGCCUGUAUUCACCAAACUUGAUUUUCCAGAAUUCCCAAAUGAUUCACUUACUGUAUUAAAAAAUAAUUUCAUAAAACCUGAAAAUAAUAUCUUAUUACAUAAUUUAAAAGAUAAUAAUAAUAAUACUACUAAUACACAGAAUAAUAAUAAUAAUAAUAAUAAUAAUAAUAAUAAUAAUAAUAAUAAUAAUAAUAUGUCAGAACAACAAUAUCUAAGUCCAUUAAAUUGUUCUGAUCCACAACAUAGUGAUAGUGGUUAUAAUGAUUCAUUAAUUAUUCCUGAUCAAAAAUUAUCAUCAUUAUUAUUAUUAUCUUCAUCAUCUACAUCAUCUUCUAUAGUUCAUUCAUCAAUUGAUUUUCAAUCACCAACAAAUUUAUCACCAUUAUUUCAAUAUGAUACUAUACAUAAUUCAAAUGAAUGUAUUUCAAUUACAUCACCUAUAACAACUACAUCAACAAUGAAUUCAAUCUUUUCUGAUACAGUUGAAAUGAUCCAUAAUUAUUCAGUUGUUGAUAAUCAUAUUAACAAUACUGUCAAUAAUAAUAAUAAUAAUAAUAAUAAUAAUAAUAAUAAUAAUAAUAAUAAUAAUAAUAAUAAUAAUAAAAGUAAUCAAUAUGUUUAUUGUAAAUUAGAACUUCCUUUAUCUGUUACACAAUCUAUACCUGUAUCAUUGUCUUCAGUCACAGCGAUAAUAUCAUCACCAUCAUCAAAAAGAUCAUCAACUAGUUCACGAAGUACUGAACCAAGUUCUGCAAAUAGUACUACUGUUAUAUUACGUGAAAAUCUAGAUGUAAAUCGAAAAUUAUCUUAUCCAACUAUGAAUAAUUUCAAUAAUACUAAUCGUAAUCAAACUAUAUUUCGUUCUCCAAGUGAUCCGGAUAUAUUUUUUUCAUUUUGUGAUGAAUCAAUAAAUAAUAAAUCAACAUUAACACAACAACAACAACAACAACAAAAUUUCCUUCAAUUCAUUUAUCAAAUCAUUAUAAACAACAACAACAACAACAACAACAUCAUCCAACUAGUGUACCAUUAUCACGUACAAAUUAUACAUCGAAUAAUAUGAUGAAAUUAAUGAUGAUGAGUACAUUAUCUGAUUCAAUUAAAUAUCAUCAUCUUAUAAGACAAAAAUCUGAAAGUCAAUUACUUACUGAUCGUCAUGAUUCAUUUGAUGAAAUUUCAUGGGAUUUACAACCAACUCCAUUAUAUUAAAUAAUAAUUUCAUUAUCCUAAUAAUAAUGAACAAUAUUUUUUAUUAGUAAUAAUCAUUUUAUUCAAAUAUAAACAAAUAAUUGAUGAAUAUCUACAUAUUUAUAAAGAUUAUUAUGUACAGUCACAUCACCUUGGUAACAACGAGGGGAAUAGAGUAAGCUGCUUUACAUUGUUCAUACUGUGAUAUAUAUCUAAGCAUAUUGGUUUAUUCAUUACGUCAUUAUUACCAUGAAUAAGAAAGUAUUUCAUAUUCAUAUAUUCCUUGUAGAAUACUGGGUUUUUUUUUCUGUUUUUGUUCCUCUUAGAUUAAAUAAUACCAAAAUGAUUAUCUUGAUUAUUAUGAUGAUUAAAGUGGAUAAAUCAUUUCCUCCCUCAUUAUGUAAUUGUUUUUUUGUUUGUUUUGUUCUUCUUUAUACCAGUUUUUUUUUUUUUUGUUUGUUUUUUGUUUGUUUGUUUGUUUAAAUACUCUUCCGAUAUUAUUUCACCGGUACUAUUGCACCCCUCUAAUACAUUAAAUUUAUUAUUCAUUAUUGAUUAUAAAUGAUCAUGACAUGAAUAGUUAAGCUUUUAUUUAUGUUAACUUACUAAACGAUAGAUCUAUCCACUUCUAAUUUACCUUAUUUUGUAUGAAUAGAUGAUUUAUUUGUCUAUUUUUAUUUGGGGGGGUCUCUCUCUCUCUAAACAAUUGUGUGUACGUGUGUGUGUGUGUAUACGUGUUAUUUAGCACAAAAUAAACUCAAUAUCACUAUUUUAUUCUAUUAUGUAACCAAAAGUUAUAUUGGUUCUUUGUUCUAGUGUUCAUAAUAAUAUAAUGUCUUGUUUGUUUGUUUUUCUUGUCUUAUUUUGUUUAAUUUUAAUUCAUAUUUUGACGACGACGACGAUGAUGAUGAUGAUGAUGAUGACGACAACAAUAUCGUCAUUCUUACCGACAUUGUACACUAUUUUUUCCAUGGCUAACUUUCUCUAUGAUAUUUUUCUCUUUUCUUUUCUUUUUUAUCAAUAAUUCAACAUAUGAAAGACAGAAAUGAACAAUUUGAUAUAUCCUUCUUUUAUUCUGCAUUUUUCUAUCAUUACUACUAUAGAUGUUGUUCUAUUUUCUAUAUUCUGCUCAUCUUUUUUGUUUUUGUUUACUGCUGUAUGUUAUUUAAUUUUUCAUCUGGUCUAUUUCCAAAGAAUAUCAAACUUUCCCAUUAAUACUACUACUACUACUACUACUACUACUA
This is a messenger RNA of Schistosoma guineensis, 4960 nucleotides long. The record is from the annotation of a GenBank genome assembly. NCBI's taxonomy places the organism in Eukaryota, Metazoa, Platyhelminthes, Trematoda, Strigeidida, Schistosomatidae.